Molecule: messenger RNA, 1371 nt
Organism: Paramecium tetraurelia
Lineage: Eukaryota; Ciliophora; Oligohymenophorea; Peniculida; Parameciidae
Exons: 2
Biological process (GO): transmembrane transport
Cellular component (GO): membrane
Molecular function (GO): transmembrane transporter activity
Source: RefSeq, a predicted model, not a curated record
AUGAAUAAUUUAUCUUUUGAUGAUAUACUCUCUACGCGAAUAAAAUUUGGUAAGGUUUAGAUGCAAACAUUUCUAAUCAUCAGUCUAAUUGAUUUGCUUGAUGGAUCAGAGUUCAUGUUUCUGCAAUUAUUGAAUGCAAUAAUUUAUAAGGAAUGGUCUCUAAAUUUGGGCUAAUUGAUCGUCUUAGCAACAGUAUUCAAUUUGGGUCAGUUUAUUGGGGCUUGGAUUUGUGGUUAAUUCUCAGACUAUACGGGACGUAAGACAAUGUUAAUUUGGUCAUGCUUACUCUAAGUAUUAAAGAAUUCAAUGCUUCUUACAGCAUUUGUGUAGGAUUUACCACAAUUACUAAUAUUAAGGUUUUUCUUUGGAUUGCUCUUUGGCAUAGCAUUGCCAAUAUCUUCAAUACUGAUGGCAGAAGUGACUCCUCUUCACGUAAGAGGAUAAUUUAUCGUCACUUUACAAAUGAUGUAUGUAGUGGGCAGAAUGUGGAUGUUAUUGCUAGCCUUCAUCUACUUGGAUUCAAUAGCAACGGGGAAUUGGAGAGCCAUAGCGGUUACCAAUAGUAUACCAUGUUUUAUAUGUCUGAUUGGCAGUAUUAUAUAUUUGCAUGAAUCGCCCCGUUUUCUUAUUACUCAAGGGCGUAUCAAGGAAGGAGUCGAAGGGAUUAACUUCAUGGGGCGAUUGAACGACAAAGAUUACGUUGACUUAUCAGAUGAUGAAGUCUAAGCACUUUUAGAAUGGAAAAAGGAGACAUUCGAAUAAUAAUAUGAAGAGAAGAGUUUUAAAGACUUGUUUAAUGAAGAAAAUUUACCGAUCACUUGGAGAGCAUAUUCAUUAAGUAUCAUUUCAAUGUUGAUAUAUUCUGGACUCUAUAUCAUCAUACCAUUCCUAUUUGACGAGGAGGAAAAAACGUUGUUGGACCUACUAUACACUGUUUUGAUAGAAUUGCCAGCAGUCUUAGUUGUGGUCUGUUUAAUCGAUAAGAUCGGAAGAUUGCCAAUCAUACUGAUAGGAACAGCAACAUCUAUGAUAUCGGUUUUUAUAAUUUGGUAUUGGAGAGCCAAAUAUCUAUUGUUAGGUUUGGUUGCCUUCAAAUUUUUUAAUCGAAUGACUUUUCUUUCAUUCACUCCUCUUGUAUUAGAAUCCUAUUCCACUAUCUAUAGAUCUUUGGGAAUAGGUACAACAAUUGCUUUUGGUAGGGCAGCUGGUUUUUUAUCUCCAGCUAUAAUACUACCAUUAUAUUAGAAAGAUAAUUAUAGUCCUUUUUUAGUUUCAAUUUUUAUCAUGUUUGUAAUGAUAAUCAUAUUUGCAACGUAUCCUAAGGAUUUAACGAGAAAACCACUCGAUAUUAAAUAUGAAAAGGUGGAUUGA